AAAGGAAAAGAGAGGAGGAAUUCACUGGACUAAUGCUUGCAGGCUUGCCGCUCUCGGGUUGAGUCUGGAUUUUAAAAUCCCAGCAUCUGGACAAUAUUGAAUUUCUAUGUAUGAACCCUCUGGGUCUCUGACAAUCCAUCACUGCAGCAAUCUUAGUCCAGAAGGGUCUUGAUAGGGUUCUGAAAUGGAACCCCUAGCUUUCGUAGUAGACAAGUUUAGAGGUUUGACAAAAUCGACCCGAGAAUUGUUUGACGGCCUCAUUCAUGGGCACCCUCAACGUUCAGCUCGCCGACAUCCGAUUGAAAUAUUGAAGCGGCUGCAACGAGAAGCAUUUUCGGACUUAAUGAAACUCAGGGAUAGACAAGAUAAGGUUGAGAGAAUGGUUUCCUUGUAUGGAACUUCCAAAGGAAGUCCAUUCCAAGAAGCCAGCACUCUUGUAAGGGGAGAGGUUGAUCUCUUGGGGGCUGUCUUGUUGAUGCAUGCUUUUGAAACAAGUGUUCGGCAGAAUGAUACGCUUGUGGCGGAGUUCGUAGCCAGUCAGAAGCACAAGGGUAGUCUUUCUGAUCUUUCAGAAUGCCCACUUUCUCUAGCAAAAGUUUCCUAUACAGCAAAUGUCAGCAACUGGUUAUCUGCAAUUGCAAUCCCAGUGGGAGCUCAGUGCAGGGAUGUUGCAGUUCUUACAAAUCCUUCCCACCAGGGGAAGGGCCUUACUGAUCUUUCAUCAUUUGGGCCACCGCUUCUAAAUCAGCAUAAUGGCAGUGCAGUUGGCUUAAUGGUGAAAAAAUCAAAUACUGUUGCUUCAUUGGCUCAGUUUGUCUCCGGACUGGGAGCGCAAGUGGGUUCUGGUAGAGUUGAGCUUUGCUUGAGCACUUUUGGGCAAAUUGUCUGUCAACUUCCUGGAGGAACAAAGCUCUCGCUUCUGGGUCUUCACCAAAUGCCUAGCUUAUCAAGUGAGUAUGUGGAUCAUAGAAUUGGAGCUCUUACCAUUCCCUUAGGCAGUUCGACACAUGAUAGAUCCCAUGAGACAAUCGUUGAAGGCAGUUUGACACAUCAUAGAUCCCCGGAGGCAAUGGUUGAAGCAUACGUGCCACCACUGGGAUCAAACUCACCGGAAAAGGGUUCAAGUGGAUCCAUUGCUCUGAUGUUGGAAUCAGAAGUUGAUGAGAUGACAAAGAUUGGGGGUUGGAUUGAGAUGAAGCAGUCAAAUCCCAGGCAUUUAGAAUGGGCUGUGAGUGUGUCUGAUGAUUCUGAAGAUUCAGUUGGAUGGGGAAUGAAUUUGAGUGGGAUACUUGGAGGUCCUAAUUUAUUGGACCGUUUUCAGAUUGAAUCCUACAUGAAAUUAAACUUGGGCAAGAGAUUCAGUGUGAAGCCAGGUAUUGCACAUAUUGUCGAUGGGAAUGCCAGAAUGACUGCACUUAUGCUACGGUCUAACUGGUCCCUCUGAUCGCCAACUCAAUCCGUUCCCAUUGAUAUAUUAGUUGGCUUCCAAGUUUCAGAUGCUUUGAAGAUGUCUAGCCAGAAUAUAACGUGCUGGAUUAACCCUUAAAUCUGUCACUGAUCCUAUGUUGUCAUUUUGUUUUUCUUUUCUUUCUUUUUUCCGGACGCUGCCCUGAUUCUGUGUUGUUAGCCUUGCUUUUAGUUCUCAUAGUUGUUAUUCAUUUUUCUGGAUCAGAUACCAAAUCUUACUUGCCAUACUUUACCAUUUCUUAUGAAAGCCCUCAAAAUAAGA
This is a messenger RNA of Prunus mume (Japanese apricot), 1729 nucleotides long. RefSeq names its product GDSL esterase/lipase. Lineage: Eukaryota; Viridiplantae; Streptophyta; Magnoliopsida; Rosales; Rosaceae. The record is from RefSeq and is a predicted model, not a curated record.